AUGUUGUCUUUCACCCCACUUCAAUCCAAGCCAACCCCAACUUCCAAUUCAAAUCGUUUCUCUAAUCUCACCAACCCCACUAGCAGUACCAGCCGCCGCCGACAUUUCUCUGUCUCUUCUCCGUCACAAGUCAGUCACCACCAUGGAUGCCGUCGUCUGAGUAUCAAAGCUAUUGAUGCUGCACAGCCUUAUGAUUAUGAAGCAUUGGUGUCAAAUCAAUAUGCUCAGUCAGGUAGGCUAAAAAUUGCUAUAGUGGGGUUUGGUAAUUUUGGUCAGUUUCUUGCAAAAUCCUUUGUUAGUAAAGGUCAUUUUGUGUUGGCUCAUUCAAGAACAGAUUAUUCCCAAAUUGCUAAUUCUUUAGGGGUUUCUUUUUUUCAAGAUCCACAUGAUCUUUGUGAGCAACACCCUGAUGUUAUUGUACUUUGUACUUCGAUUAUUUCAACUGAGACUGUUCUUAGGUCAUUACCAAUUCAAAGGCUGAAGAGGAACACAUUGUUUGUUGAUGUUUUAUCAGUCAAAGAAUUUCCAAAAAAUAUUUUUCUUCAAGUUUUGCCAACCCAUUUUGAUAUUCUUUGUACUCACCCCAUGUUUGGACCUGAAAGUGGUAAGGAUAGUUGGAAAGAUUUGAUCUUUAUGUUUGACAAAGUUCGAAUUGGUGAAGGGAGAUCAAGAACAGCAAGGGUUGACAAGUUUCUUGAUAUAUUUGAGAAAGAAGGGUGUAGGAUGGUGCCAAUGACAUGUGCUGAGCAUGAUAAGCAUGCUGCAGGUUCACAGUUCAUUACACAUACAAUGGGGAGGGUGUUGGAGAAGUUGGGUUUGGAGUCAACUCCUAUUAAUACUAAAGGGUAUGAGACUUUGUUGAAUCUGGUGGAUAAUACUGCUAGUGAUAGCUUUGACUUGUAUUAUGGGCUGUUUAUGUACAAUAAAAAUGCUAUGGAGGAGUUGGAAAGACUUGACUUGGCUUUUGAGGCUUUGAAGAAGGAGUUAUUCGGGCAUUUACAUGAUUUGUUGAGGAAGCAAUUGUUUGGGAAGGCGGAGGAAGCAGGACAGAGGCGUGUCUUAUCCAAGUUGCCCAGGAAUGGCUAUGCGCUGCCAGCCCCUUCAUCGGAUGCUGUUAAACCUGAGAACAACUGA
This is a messenger RNA of Solanum pennellii, 1134 nucleotides long. RefSeq names its product arogenate dehydrogenase 2, chloroplastic-like. NCBI's taxonomy places the organism in Eukaryota, Viridiplantae, Streptophyta, Magnoliopsida, Solanales, Solanaceae. The record is from RefSeq and is marked provisional. Bases 1 to 1134 code for a protein of 377 amino acids. Gene Ontology annotation, biological process: L-tyrosine biosynthetic process. Gene Ontology annotation, molecular function: prephenate dehydrogenase (NADP+) activity; prephenate dehydrogenase (NAD+) activity; arogenate dehydrogenase (NADP+) activity. The transcript has a single exon.